AUUUUGGUUUCUUUCCAGUAGGUCCGACCCCAGAGCAGUAGCAGGAGGUUCCAGCUUCGUCUAGCGCUUCUUUGCUAAAAACCCAAAGUCAUCAGAGUUACCGCGAAAGCCCAACUGAGCUUUUAACUUUGGACCGAUCAAUUGCCAUGGGGAAAAUGCUAUUCAUCUUCAUAAUGAAUUUGCUUAUUCUUGGGGUGACACAAGGGAAAAGUUCAGCAAAGAACAAAGUUAACAGUACUGGCCAUGUCAACCCGAGGACGUUCAGAGGCCACACCAUCCCUGUUCAGCUUCCACUUCCUCCAAACUCCACAGAAACUCUACUGCACUCUUCCUCCUCGCCAGCCGCCCGACCAGCGCUGCUGUUGAUCGGCAACGACACUGUGACAUACCUCAGAGGCACCUUCAGCACUCGGGCUAUUCCAGGCAUCUACAUUCUGGCAAUCGCUGUGGGGCUUCCUGCCAACAUAGCCAUCCUGCUGUUGGUCGGGGCCAAGGUACGGACGGUGUCGUCGGCCAUUUUGUACUGCAGCCUGGCGGUCUCAGACCUGCUGCUUCUCCUCAGCCUCAUACUGAAGACACACUAUCACCUGGCCGGCAACGACUGGGCGUUCGGCGAGACCGCCUGUCGCCUCACCACUGCUUGCUUCUACGGCAACCUCUACUGUUCGGCGCACACGCUAGCCUGCAUUAGCGCAAAACGCUACCUGGCCGUUGCGCACCCGUUCUUCUACAAGAGCCUUCCCAAGCGCUCCUGCACGGCCUGGGCCAGCCUGGCCGUGUGGGUUGUCUUUUCAGCCGCUAUGGUUCCUGAGCUUCUGGUCCACCAGACUUACGAUGUCCCUCAGCUUGGGAUUACCACCUGCCAUGACGUCCUUCCCUCCGACCAGAGCAGUUACAACCUUCUGGUGUAUUACAACCUGGGCCUGACUUUACUAGGCUUCCUGUUCCCCCUACUGGUCAACGUGGCUUGCUACACCUCCAUCGUCUGGCAGCUGAACCGCUCUCACCAUGACUGGGGCCUCUACAUCAGGGCCAGCUCUUUGGUUUUGCUCAUCUUCAUCUUUUGUUUUGGGCCUAGCAGUUGCCUUCAUUUCCUGCACUAUGUGCUGCUCUACUCGAGCGGAAACGAGAGCUUCUUUGCCUACUUCAGCAUGGCCGUCUGCCUGUGCUGCCUCCAUGGGUGCUUGGACCCCUUUCUGUUUGUGGUCAUGUCCAGGACUGCAGGCUCAAAGCUUUACUUCAUGACCCGCAAAGGAAAGACACUCAGCAUUUCAGCUUAGACCUAGAAGCCGACAAACGGGAGUUUUCAUUGGCCGAUACCUACCCUGAUAUUCGCAGAGCUUGCUUAUUUCCGUUUAAGCACGUGUAAAAUGUGGACUUGUCUCAGCAACAGUGGUGCACAUCAUCUACUGAGGUGAUUGCUAGGCACCUUCACGACACAAGGGGCUGUAUCAUGAUACAGGGUUUGUUUUUUUUUUACCAGUGACUAAAUUUGGAUUAUAGUUCUUCAUAAUCAUCUCCAGCAAAACGAAUUAAAUAUUUGCCCUUAUUUGCAUAAGGAGUGUAGCUUCUAUUACAGCUUCUAUUAUUUGCAUUGUGUCAUGUGUUUUAAAAAAAAACACACACACAAACACGCUUGUUUUUUAUUUCUCUGAGCACUGGUGAAAGAGUUGAAUUGGGACUUGGAUCUUGGACAGUAAAAUCCAGCCUCCCAAGCAGCACCCAUUAUACAUGGACACAAAUCUAGAGUCAUUUGAAUAGCCAGAACUGAAAAGGGCACAAUGUGUUGCCUGGACUCUGAUGUAUGUAUGUCUCUCUCUGUGUGUGUGUGUGUGUGUGUGUGUGUGUGUGUGUGUGUGUGUGUGUGUGUGUGUGUGUGUGUGUGUGUGUGUGUGUGGAAUGGUGUGGAAGGUUAGUACAGAGGUACCCUUGUUGAUCAAGGUGACAGUUGUUUCUAAAACCUUUUUAGCUGUACAAACUGGAAUUUGUUUGUUAGGCCUAAUGCUUAAAUGUUUAAUAGCUCUUAAUUUUGUAAAUGAGUCAUUAAAGCAAAGCUAAAAAUGUGCA
Molecule: messenger RNA, 2067 nt
Organism: Electrophorus electricus (electric eel)
Lineage: Eukaryota; Metazoa; Chordata; Actinopteri; Gymnotiformes; Gymnotidae
Product: proteinase-activated receptor 3
Biological process (GO): phospholipase C-activating G protein-coupled receptor signaling pathway; positive regulation of Rho protein signal transduction; blood coagulation
Cellular component (GO): plasma membrane
Molecular function (GO): thrombin-activated receptor activity
Source: RefSeq, a predicted model, not a curated record